This is a messenger RNA of Melozone crissalis (California towhee), 411 nucleotides long. RefSeq names its product C-type natriuretic peptide prohormone-like. The transcript has 2 exons. Gene Ontology annotation, cellular component: extracellular region. NCBI's taxonomy places the organism in Eukaryota, Metazoa, Chordata, Aves, Passeriformes, Passerellidae. Gene Ontology annotation, molecular function: hormone receptor binding; hormone activity. The coding region runs from base 1 to 411 and encodes 136 amino acids. The record is from RefSeq and is a predicted model, not a curated record.
AUGAACCUGAAACUCCUUUUUGGCCCUGGAUUCCUUCUGCUGCUCGUUGUCAGUCAAAACCAGGCAGGGGCCAGAUCCAUUUCCAGCUUACAGAGUGAGUCCAAAUUGCUGGAUGAGGACCUGGAGCAUCCCCUGGUGCCAGAAGAGUGGGAGCACGAGCAGGACGAGCUGAUGGCAGGAGAUGUCCCUGAUCAGCCAGAAACUGAACUGCAGUGGAUGCAAAGCACCAGGGAGCAGCCCAGGAACCUUUCCAUGGGUGAUGCUGCUGCCAUCCAGAGAUUCCUCAGCCACCUCCUGAGCUCACCCCGCAGAUACCAAGGCAGAAGGAAAAAGGGGCUCUCCAAACCACACAGGGGCUGUUUUGGGGUCAGACUAGACAGAAUUGGGUCACUGAGUGGAUUAGGAUGCUGA